UCAGUGGAGAUUUGGUUUAUAAAUUGGCCGGGCUAUAUGGAGUCUCCGGUGCCGGAGUCAAUUUUUCUGGAAGACUUUGGCCAGACGGUUGACCUGACCCGUCGUAUCCGAGAGGUUCUCCUGAAUUAUCCGGAGGGAACGACGGUGUUGAAGGAGCUGAUACAGAACGCAGAUGACGCUGGUGCCACCAGGGUGAGCCUUUGUCUCGACCGCAGGUCCCAUGGCUGCCAGUCCCUAUUAUCGGAUUCAUUAUCACAGUGGCAAGGCCCGGCACUUUUGGCCUAUAACAAUUCAGCUUUCACGGAGGAGGAUUUUAUUAGUAUCUCCAGGAUUGGAGGGAGUAGUAAGCAUGGACAGGCGUGGAAGACCGGUCGGUUUGGGGUAGGCUUCAACUCCGUCUACCACUUGACGGAUCUUCCCUCCUUUGUGAGUGGCAAGUAUGUUGUAUUAUUUGAUCCUCAGGGUGUAUAUCUUCCAAGAGUGUCUGCGGCAAAUCCUGGGAAGCGGAUUGACUUCACUAGUUCAUCUGCUCUCUCUUUCUACAAGGACCAGUUUUUUCCAUAUUGUGCUUUUGGUUGUGACAUGGAAAGUCCUUUUGCUGGAACUUUAUUCCGAUUCCCUUUGAGGAGUGUGGAUCAAGCUGCUGGAAGUAAGCUCUCAAGGCAAGCAUAUUCACCAGAUGACGUUUCCUCCAUGUUUCAUCAACUCUUUGAAGAAGGAGUUUUGACACUACUCUUUCUCAAGAGUGUACUGUGCAUUGAAAUGUACGUGUGGGAUUCUGGAGAAACUGAGCCAAAGAGACUUUAUUCAUGCUCUGUUUCUCCAGCAACAGAUGAUACGGUUUGGCACCGGCAGGCACUACUUAGAUUGUCGAAGUGUCUAAAUAAUACUAGUGAAGUGGAUGCAUUCUCAUUGGACUUCUUAAGUGAGGCAGUGCGUGGAAUUGAAACUGACAGGAGGACAGAGAAAUUUUACGUGGUGCAAACUAUGGCCUCAGCUUCUAGCAGGAUUAGGUCUUUUGCUGCUACUGCAUCUAAAGAAUAUGACAUUCACUUGCUGCCAUGGGCAUCAGUUGCAGCAUGCAUAUCUGAUAAUUCACUUUCUCUGAAUAGUGAUGUUCUUAGGAAUGGUCGGGCAUUCUGUUUUCUUCCGUUGCCUGUUCGAACUGGACUAAAUGUGCAAGUCAAUGGAUUCUUUGAGGUCUCAUCAAAUCGUCGUGGAAUCUGGUAUGGGGCUGACAUGGACCGAAGUGGAAAAGUUCGUUCUAUCUGGAAUAGGCUUCUUUUGGAAGAUGUUGUUGCUCCUUCAUUUAUGCAUAUGCUUCUUCAUGUCAAAGACCUGCUAGGGCCAACAGACUCUUACUAUUCGUUGUGGCCUAUUGGUUCUUUUGAAGAGCCAUGGAACAUUUUGGUUCAACAAAUAUACAGAAAUAUAAGUAAUGCUCCAGUUCUAUAUUCAAAUCUUGAAGGGGGAAAAUGGGUAUCACCAGGCAAAGCCUUUCUACAUGAUCAGAAAUUCUCCAAAACCAAGGACCUUGGUUUGGCUUUGAUCCAACUGGGAAUGCCAGUCGUUCAUUUGCCUAAUCCUUUGUUUGAAACCCUUUUAAAAUAUGAUUCCAGCAAGGUGGUUACUCCAGGUACAGUACGCCAGUUUAUAAGAGAAUGCAACGCUUAUGUAAAUUUGAGCAAACCUUUCAAGGUUGUAAUGUUGGAAUAUUGCUUGGAGGAUUUGGUUGAUGAUGAUGUUGGGAUGGAGGCAUACAAUUUGCCUUUACUUCCUUUGGCAAAUGGUGAAUUUGGCUUAUUUUUGGAAGCUUCAAAAGGAAUUUCUUAUUUCAUUUGUGAUGAAUUAGAAUACAUGCUGUUGCAGCCUGUUUCUGGUCGAGUAAUUGAUCAAAGCAUUCCGUCCAACAUAUUGAGCAGACUUUCUGCUAUUGCCAAGUCUUCUAAGACCAACCUUACAGUUUUCAACAUUCGCCAUUUCGUUGAAUUAUUUCCUGCAUUCAUGCCAUGUGACUGGAAGUUUAAAAAGAAAGUGCACUGGGACCCAGAAUCCUCUCAAAAGCCAUCAUUAUCAUGGUUUAUGCUGUUCUGGCAGUAUCUAAGAAACCAGAGUGAAACUCUGUCACUAUUUAGUGAUUGGCCCAUUUUACCUUCUACAUCUGGAGAUUUAUUAAGACCUUCCAGACAAUUGAAACUGAUCAAAGGAGACAAUUUCUCUAAUUCACUAAAGGAUAUUCUCGUGAAAAUUGGAUGCAAUAUAUUGAACCCCAGCUAUGUGGUUGAACAUCCAGAUUUAUGUAAUUAUGUAUAUGAUGGUAAUGCAGCAGGUGUUUUGGAAUCAAUUUUUAAUACAUUUUCUGGUGCUGGUAUUCUGCAAACUUUUCUUGGCAAUCUAACAGCUGAGGAACGAAAUGUGCUCCGUGAGUUUCUUCUUGAUCCUAAAUGGUAUGUUGGGUGCUCUAUGGAUGAACUUAUCUUAACUUAUUGCAGGAAAUUACCUAUAUAUCAAGUCUAUGGUGGGGAGUCUGCUCAAGGUUCCCACUUCUCUGACUUAGAAAAUCCUCGAAAGUACUUGCCACCUUUGGAUGUGCCUGAGUUUAUUUUUGGCAAGGAGUUCAUUGUUAGAUCUUCAAAUAUUGAAGAGGAUAUUCUGUCAAGAUAUUAUGGAGUUGAGAGAAUGGGGAAAGCACAGUUCUGCAAGCUAUACAUUUUUAACAGAGUUGGGGAGUUGCAGUCUGAGGUUCGGGACAACAUUAUGUUAUCUGUUUUACAAAAUUUGCCACUUUUGUCCCUUGAAGACAUAACUAUUCGGGACUUAUUGAGAAAUCUGGAAUUUAUUCCCACCCUUCACGGUGCUCUCAAAUGCCCUUCGGUUUUAUAUGAUCCCAGUAAUGAAGAGUUAUUUGCAUUAUUGGAAAAUUCAGAUUGUUUCCCUUCAGGUCCUUUCCAGAAAUCUGAGAUUCUUGAUAUUCUGCGAGGUCUUGGUCUCAGAACUUCUGUCUUUCCUGAUACUGUCAUAGAAAGUGCUCGAAAUAUAGAGCACCUAAUGCAUGAGGAUCAACAAAGGGCAUAUUCAAGAGGCAAAGUGCUACUCUCUUACUUAGAAGUUAACGCACUGAAGUGGCUUCCUGAUCAAGUUGUUGAUAAUAAACGAACAGUGAACCGAAUAUUAUCUCGAGCAGCAACUGCAUUUAGGUCUCGCAACACAAAAUCUGACCUUGAAAAAUUUUGGAAUGACCUUCGGAUGAUUUCUUGGUGCCCAGUCUUAAUUUCUGCUCCAUUUCAGUCACUACCAUGGCCAGCGGCAUCAUCAAUGGUUGCUCCUCCAAAGCUUGUAAGGCCACAGACAGAUUUAUGGCUAGUCUCAGCUAGCAUGCGGAUAUUGGAUGGAGAAUGCUCUUCCACAGCUUUAUCACAUAGCUUGGGCUGGAUGUCUCCACCUGGGGGGAGUGUAAUUGCUGCUCAAUUACUUGAGCUCGGAAAAAAUAAUGAAAUUGUGACUGAUCAGGUUCUUCGGCAGGAGUUAGCCAUUGUGAUGCCAAGGAUAUACUCAAUACUGACAGGCUUGAUUGGUUCAGAUGAGAUUGACAUUGUUAAAGCUGUUCUUGAAGGUUGUCGGUGGAUUUGGGUGGGGGAUGGAUUUGCAACCUCUGAUGAGGUUGUCCUUGAUGGUCCGCUUCAUUUGGCUCCUUAUAUACGUGUCAUUCCAGUUGAUUUGGCAGUUUUCAAAGAUCUGUUUCUAGAACUUGGUAUCCGUGAAUUCUUGAAACCUUCUGAUUAUGCUGAUAUUCUUUGUAGAAUGGCAGCUCGGAAAGGUCCCUCUGCUCUUGAUGUGCAGGAAAUUAGGGCUGUUACGCUAAUAGUGCAUCAUAUGGCUGAAGUGAACCUCUAUGAACCAAAAGUUCAGAUCUAUCUGCCUGAUGUCUCAGGGAGAUUAUUUCUUGCUGGAGACUUGGUUUACAAUGAUGCGCCUUGGUUACUUGGCCCUGAAGAUCCUGAUGGCUCGUUUGGUAAUGCAUCAACUGCAGCCUGGAAUGCUAAGAAAACAGUUCAAAAAUUUGUGCAUGGUAACAUUUCCAAUGAUGUUGCAGAAAGGCUUGGUGUCUGUUCUCUUCGCAGGACCUUGUUAGCUGAGAGUGCAGAUUCAGUAAACUUAGGUCUGUCUGGUGCUGCUGAGGCUUUUGGACAGCAUGAGGCUUUGACGACGAGGCUGAAGCAUAUACUUGAAAUGUAUGCUGAUGGACCUGGUACUCUAUUUGAGCUGGUCCAAAAUGCAGAAGAUGCAGGUGCUUCAGAGGUAAUACUUCUAUUAGAUAAAUCUCAAUAUGGGACUUCCUCUGUUCUUUCUCCUGAAAUGGCUGAUUGGCAAGGCCCCGCAUUAUACUGUUUCAAUGACUCAGUUUUCAGUCCUCAAGAUCUUUAUGCAAUUUCACGUAUUGGUCAAGAAAGUAAACUUGAGAAGCCUUUUGCUAUUGGUAGAUUUGGGCUGGGAUUUAAUUGUGUCUAUCACUUUACGGAUGUUCCCAUGUUUGUGUCUGGAGAAAAUGUUGUAAUGUUUGAUCCUCAUGCUAAUAAUUUGCCCGGGAUAUCUCCUUCUCACCCUGGCUUGCGAAUUAAGUUUGUGGGAAGACAGAUUUUGGAGCAAUUUCCUGAUCAAUUCUCUUCAUUACUUCAUUUUGGGUGUGACUUGCAACACUCUUUUCCUGGUACGCUAUUCCGGUUCCCGCUGAGAACUGCAUCUGUUGCCUCCCGGAGCCAAAUCAAGAAAGAAGUAUAUGCACCGGAAGAUGUUGUAUCUCUUUUUGCUGCUUUUUCAGAGGUUGUUUCUGAAACACUCCUCUUCCUGCACAAUGUGAAAAGCAUCUCUAUUUUUGUGAAAGAAGGAAUAGGACAUGAAAUGCACCUUCUACAUCAUGUACGCAGGACUUGUAUUGGUGAGCCUAAUAUUGGAUCGACUGCAUCCCAAGAAAUGUUCAACUUAUUUAAUAAAAAUCAACAAGUAGGAUUGAAUAGAGAUCAGUUUCUGAAGAAACUAAACAAAUCUAUUGACAGAGAUUUGCCUUAUAAAUGCCAGAAGAUUUUGAUAUCAGAGAAAGGCACAACUGGUAGUAAUUUACACUGUUGGAUAACCACUGAAUGUAUAGGUGGCGGGAAUGCUCAGAAAAGCAGAUCUACUGAUUCCAAUAAUAACUCGCAAUAUUUUAUUCCAUGGGCAUGUGUUGCUGCAUAUUUGAAUUCUGUUAAGCUUGAUACAAAUUCAAGUCACAUUUCAGCAAUGCAGGAUGAUCAGUUAGUCUCUCCUGAUUUAUUUCAAGUUGUCAGUUCUCCUACCCAUGCAUGGGAUGUUUUUGAAGGACAUGCAUUCUGCUUCUUACCCUUACCAAUUAGCACUGGCCUUCCUGUGCAUGUAAAUGCCUACUUUGAAUUAUCAUCAAAUCGCAGGGACAUCUGGUUUGGUUCAGAUAUGGCCGGGGGUGGAAGAAAACGUUCAGAGUGGAAUAUUUACCUCCUUGAUGAUGUUGUUGCGCCUGCAUAUGGCCGGUUGCUUGAGAAAGUAGCCUUGGAGAUUGGUCCAUGUGAUUUGUUCUUUUCAUUUUGGCCAAAGGUAAUAGGAUUAGAGCCUUGGGCAUCAGUAGUACGAAGACUUUACCAGUUUGUUGCAGAAUCUGGUAUCCGAGUAUUAUAUACAGAAGCUAGAGGAGGUCAGUGGAUUUCCUCCAAGUAUGCUAUAUUUCCUGAUUUUACCUUCCCCAAGGCAGUUGAGCUUAUACAAGCAUUAUCAGGUGCUUGUCUACCUGUGGUCACGGUUCCACAGUCACUUGUAGAAAGGUUUACAGAAAUAUGCCCAUCAUUGCAUUUUCUGUCACCUAAGUUCUUGAGGACAUUGUUAAUUAGAAGGAAACGGGAAUUCAAGGACAGGAACGCAAUGAUAUUGACUCUUGAAUAUUGCUUACUUGAUUUGCAAAUGUCUAUGCAGUUUGAUACUUUUUUUGGUCUGCCCUUGCUGCCACUUGCAGAUGGUUCCUUUACAACAAUUGAUAAGAAGGGGGUUGGAGAAAGAGUGUACAUUGCACGGGGUGAUGAGUAUGGCCUUCUCAAGGAUUUUGUUCCCCAUCAACUUGUAGACUUUGAAAUUCCCAAAGAAGUUCACAAAAAACUUUGUUACAUUGCCCAAAGUGAAAGCACAAAUGUUUCCUUUUUAUCAUGCCAAUUACUUGAGAAGCUUCUGGUGAAAUUACUCCCCAUACAGUGGCAGCAUGCAAGACAAGUUAGUUGGACUCCUGGUGUUCAUGGUCACCCAAGUUUAGAAUGGUUGCAACUACUGUGGAACUAUCUGAAAUCGUAUUGUGAUGACCUCUCUGUGUUUUGUAAGUGGCCUAUAUUACCUGUUGGAAACAAUUGUCUGAUGCAGUUGACUCCGAACUUGAAUGUGAUAAAAAAUGAUGGAUGGAGUGAGAAGAUGUCUUCUUUGUUAUUGAAGGUUGGGUGCUUAUUCUUGAGACAUGAUCUGCAACUAGAUCACCCGCAGCUGGAAUACUUUGUUCAGCCACCGACAGCAAGAGGUGUACUAAAUGUGUUUUUGGCAAUUGCUGGGGAGCCUCAGAAAGUUGAGGGGAUCUUUGCAAAUGCAUCGGAAGGAGAGCUUCAUGAACUUCGGAGUUUUGUUCUCCAGUCUAAGUGGUUCUCAGAGGGGCAAAUGGAUGACAAACAUAUUGAAAUCAUCAAGCACCUACCAGUAUUUGAGUCAUACAAAAGCAGAAAACUAGUAAAUUUGAGUAAUCCUAUGAAAUGGCUUGGCCCCAGUGGUGUCCGUGAAGAUCUUUUGAGUGAUAGCUUCAUAAGAACUGAAUCUGAAAUGGAAAGAGUCAUUAUGGGAAAAUCUAUAGAGAUAAAAGAACCAACCAAGGUGGAAUUCUACAAAUAUCACAUUUUCAACCACAUGUCAGAGUUUAUUCUGAAGGAAGAAGCUGUGUCAGCCAUUCUACAUGAUGUGCAGAAUUUGCUUCAAGAGGAUAUCUCGAUGAAGUCUGUGCUUUCGUCUUCAUCAUUUGUUCUGGCAGCCAAUGGAUCUUGGCAGCAGCCCUCCAGGCUUUAUGAUCCUCGGGUUCCACUGCUACAAAAGAUGCUGCAUGGAAAUUCAUUCUUUCCCUCUGAAAAAUUCUCAGAUCCUGCAAUUCUGGAUAUUUUAGUGAAUCUUGGACUUAGGAGAACUCUGGGGUUUACUGGUUUGCUUGAUUGCGCUAGAUCAAUCUCUCUAUUGCAUGAUUUGGGGGAUGCUGAGGCAUUGCAGUAUGGAAGAGAGUUAUUGAUUUUUUUAGAUUCAAUAUCACUGAAGCUUUCAAGUAAAGCUGAAAAUAAUUAUGGUCAUCCACAAAGCGACGUUUCUUUGAGAAAAAAUAGCAUGAUGGAUGGUCCUGUUAUGUACGAUAGCUUUCAUAAAACAGAUGAGAACUUCCAAACAGUUGAUAAUGAAAUUGAUUCAUUUGUAAGCAGCUUGAUUGAUGAUAUUUCAGAAGAAGAAUUUUGGUCUGAAAUGAAGGUAAUAUCUUGGUGCCCAAUAAUGUCUGAUUCACCUGUUUUGGGACUUCCAUGGUUAAAUUCCAGUAAUAAAGUGGUAUCCCCCUCAAUUGUUAGACCUAAAUCACAGACGUGGAUGGUAUCAUCCUCGAUGCAUAUAUUAGAUGGUGAUUGCCACUUGCCAUAUCUGCAAGCAAAGCUGGGUUGGAUGGAUUGCCCAGAAGUGGGUGUUUUGUCAAGACAAUUAAUUGAACUAUCUAAAUCCCAUAGGCAGCUUAAGAUUGAUUCAUUGCUGGAACCUGAUUUUGAUGUACAGUUGCAAAAGGAAAUACCGUCCCUUUAUUCAAGGUUGCAAGAAUAUAUAAAUACUGAUGACUUUGUUGAACUGGAAGCAGAAUUGGAUGAUAUUCCAUGGGUCUGGAUUGGAGAUGAAUUUGUCUCACCAAAUGCACUUGCAUUUGACUCGCCUGUAAAAUUCACUCCAUAUUUAUAUGUUGUUCCAUCUGAACUAUCAGAAUAUAAAGAUUUGCUGAUAAAACUGGGUGUCAGACUGAGUUUUGGUAUUAGGGACUAUCUUCAUGUAUUACAACGGCUGCAGAACGAUGUAAAAGGGGUUCCUCUUUCAUUAGAUCAGUUAAAUUUUGUCCAUCGUGUCCUUGAAGCCAUAGUAGAAUGUUGCUCGGAGAAGCCACUUAUUGAGCCGUUUGACAGUCCAUUGUUGAUUCCAGAUGCUCAUGGACUUCUGAUGCCUUCGGGGGAUCUUGUUUAUAAUGAUGCACCUUGGCUGGAAAAUAAUUCUCUCGUUGGAAAACAUUUUAUACAUCCCAGUAUCAGCAAUGAUUUGGCUAGCAGGCUGGGCAUACUGUCUAUUCGAUGCCUUUCUUUAGUCAGUGAAGAUAUGACCGAAGACAUGCCGUGCAUGGACUAUGAUAAAGUAAAUGAGCUGUUGGCCUUGUAUGGAAAUGAGGAGUUUUUGUUGUUUGACCUUCUUGAGUUGGCAGAUUGUUGCAAAGCCAAGAAAUUGCAUCUGAUUUAUGAUAAGAGGGAACAUCCCUGCCAGUCUUUGCUGCAACACAACUUAGGGGAAUUCCAAGGGCCUGCUCUUGUAGCAAUCUUUGAAGGAGCCUGCUUGAGCAGAGAUGAAAUUAGUAACCUCCAGCUCCUUCCUCCAUGGAGAAUACGGGGCAACACACUUAAUUAUGGUUUAGGGUUGGUUUGUUGCUAUUCCAUAUGCGUCCUCCUCUCAAUCAUAUCUGGUGGCUACUUUUACAUGUUUGAUCCUCGUGGUUUGUCACUUGCUGCACCUUCGACAUCUCUCCCUUCAGCUAAAAUGUUUUCCUUAAUAGGUACUGACCUCACACGACGAUUUAGUGAUCAGUUUAGUCCAAUGCUCAUCAAUGAGAAUGAAUUAUGGUCAUCAUCAGAUUCUACCAUCAUCCGAAUGCCUCUAUCAUCUGAAUGUCUGAAGAAUGGAUCCAACCUGGGAUCAAACAGGUUAAGGCAAAUCAUUGACAAAUUUAUAGAGCAUGGAUCAAGAGCACUUCUUCUUUUGAAGUCAGUUUUGCAGGUAUCAAUACUGACAUGGGAAGAUGGAAGUUCACGUCCAUGCCAGAAUUAUUCAGUUUGCAUUGACUCAUCAUCUGCUCUUAUGAGAAAUCCUUUUUCUGAAAAUAAAUGGAGGAAGUUCCAAAUAUCACGAUUAUUUAGCAGCUCUAAUGCUGCUAUUAAGAUGCAUAUAAUAGAUGUGACUUCAUAUUCUGAAGGAGUUACAACCAUCGAUCGGUGGCUUCUUGUACUCUGCCUGGGUUCUGGACAAACAAGAAAUAUGGCUCUUGAUAGGCGAUAUCUUGCCUAUAACUUGACUCCUGUUGCUGGAAUUGCUGCACUUAUAUCAAGAAAUGGCCAUCACUCCAAUCCUUUCUCCUUGAGCUCCAUUAUGUCUCCUCUUCCUUUGUCUGGUUGUAUAAACAUGCCUGUUACGGUCCUAGGGUGUUUCCUUGUAUGUCACAACAGAGGUCGUUUCCUCUUUAAGUAUCAAGACAGGGAAACAUUAGCUGAUGUACAUGUCGAUGCUGGAAAUCAGUUGGUUGAAUCUUGGAACAGAGAGCUGAUGUCCUGUGUUUGUGACUCCUACGUUGAGAUGGUUUUAGAAAUGCAGAAGUUAAGAAAAGAUGUUCCGAGUUCUUUUAUUGACUCCAGUGCCUAUCCUGCAAUCAAUCUCUCUAUGAAGGCUUAUGGAGAUCAGAUCUAUUCCUUCUGGCCAUGUUCUAAGGCUGGUGUUCUGAGUGAUCAACCUAGUGAUUGCAGCACGACUCCUGCAAGUUCAGCAGCCAUUCUCAAAGCAGAUUGGGAAUGCCUUAAAGAACGGGUGAUGCAUCCGUUUUAUUCCCGUAUUGUUGACCUUCCAGUAUGGCAACUAUAUUCAGGAAAUUUAGUCAAGGCUGAAGAAGGUAUGUUCCUUUCACAACCUGGGAAUGGGAUGAUUGGUAGUAUACUUCCGGCUACAGUUUGUAGCUUUGUAAAAGAGCAUUAUCCUGUAUUUUCAGUACCAUGGGAAUUGGUAAGUGAAAUCCGAGCUGUGGGUUUUCCUGUUCGUGAAAUUAGACCUAAAAUGGUUCGUGAUCUCCUAAAAAUUACUUCAACAUCAAUUGUGUUACGGUCAGUUGACAUGUAUAUAGAUGUUCUUGAAUACUGCUUGUCAGAUUCUCUGCAAACCGAUGAUGUCACAAUCGGUUCCAGACAAACUGAUGUCAGAAGCAGUUCUCAUCCAGAGUCUAAUAUGCCUAACUCCUUUAGCUCUGCCACCCAAGGUGCAGCCAGCUCAGGAGAUGCACUUGAAAUGAUGACAAGUUUAGGGAAGGCUUUAUUUGAUUUUGGGCGGGGUGUUGUUGAAGAUAUUGGUAGAGCAGGAGGACCCCUGGUUCACAAGAACGCUGUGACAGGAGACGGUCAAAAUAGGGACCAGAAAAUUAUAUCCAUUGUUACAGAGCUCAAAGGUUUACCAUGUCCAACUGCUACUAACCAUCUGAUAAAAUUGGGCUUUACUGAACUUUGGGUUGGGAAUAAGGAGCAGCAAUCAUUGAUGGUUCCCUUGGGAGCAAAGUUUAUGCAUCCUAAACUAUUAGACAAACCAAUAUUCGGCGAACUUUUCUCUAAUCUCACUAUCCAGGCACUUCUGAAGUUACAGAAUUUCUCUCUUCACCUUCUGGCCCAUCAUAUGAAGCUAAUUUUCCACAAAGAUUGGGUGAAUCAUGUAACAGGAUCAAAUAUGGUUCCAUGGCUUUCAUGGAAGAAACUACCAUGUUCUGUGGAUCAAGGCGGUCCUUCCCCUGAAUGGAUUAGAACAUUCUGGAAAACUUUAAGUGGUUCACAAGAAGAUUUAUCUCUUUUUUCAAGUUGGCCCUUAAUUCCUGCCUUUCUCGGUAGGCCAGUUUUAUGCCGGGUAAGGGAGCGACAACUGGUCUUCAUUCCACCCUUGGAACAUCCACCAUUGACAAGUGGUGUUUUAGAAAGAGAAGCAGCCGUCAGUUAUCUGGGUGAAGCAUCUGAUGGUAAUACUGUUGAAGCUCAGUUAAUUGAAUCCUACACUUCUGCUUUUGAAAGAUCCAAAACUAGGUAUCCUUGGUUAUUUCCUUGGUUAAACCAGUGUAAUAUACCCAUAUUUGACGUAGCAUUCAUGGACUGUGCUGCUUCAUGCAAUUGUUUUCCUAUGCCUGGUCAAUCACUUGGCCAAGUUAUUGCAUCCAAACUCGUGGCAGUUAAGCAAGCUGGAUAUCUCUCUGAACCUACUAAUCUUUCCACUUCAUGUUGUGAUGAUCUUUUUUCCCUUUUUUCUAGUGAGUUCUCAAAUGGUUCCAGCUUUACUCGAGAAGAAAUUGAGGUUUUACGUUCUCUGCCUAUAUAUAAAACAGUUGUUGGAUCUUAUACUAAGUUGCAGGGUCAAGAUCAAUGUAUAAUCCCUUCACAUUCGUUUCUUAAACCAUAUGAUGAGCAUUGUCUUGCUUAUGCCACAGAUUCAAUUGAAAGUUCAUUUCUUCUAGCCCUUGGGGUGCUGGAGUUGCAUGACAAACAGAUCUUAGUACGCUUUGGCUUGCCUGGCUUUGACAGGAAACCUCAAAAUGAGCAGGAGAGCAUAUUGUUACAUCUUUAUACGAAUUGGCAUGAUCUUCAAGCCAAUCAGUCAGUUGUUGAAACUUUAAUGGAAACUAAAUUUGUGCAAAAUUCAGAUGAAUUUUCAACAGAUCUCCUAAAACCCAAAGACCUUUUUGAUCCUGGUGAUGCUCUGUUGAUCUCUAUUUUCUCUGGUGAGAGAACGAAAUUUCCAGGAGAAAGGUUUAGUACAGAUGGGUGGCUUCGAAUAUUAAGGAAACUUGGCCUUCGAACUGCUAUUGAAGUAGAUGUAAUACUUGAUUGUGCUAGAAGAGUUGAGUUUCUUGGAAAUGAGUGCUUGAAAUCAAGUGAUAUGGAUGAUUUUGAAUCAGACUCGAGCAAUACAAAUAAGGAAGUUUCAAGGGAAGUCUGGAUGCUGGCAGGAUCUGUUAUUGAAUUUAUUUCCUCAAACUUUGCUCGCUAUUUUAGCAACAACUUCUGUGACAUUCUUGGCAGGAUUGCAUGUGUACCUGCUGAGCUGGGGUUUCCAAGUGUCCAUUGCAAGAGGGUACUUGCUUCAUAUAGUGAAGCUAUUUUGUCUAAAGAUUGGCCUCUUGCUUGGAGUUGUGCUCCCAUUCUUUCUAGACCACAGAUUGUUCUUCCAGAGUAUUCUUGGGGAGCUCUCCAUUUAAGGAGUCCUCCGCCCUUUUCCAUGGUUUUAAAGCACCUGAAGGAAAUUGGGAAAAAUGGAGGUGAAGAUACCCUAGCUCACUGGCCCAUUGCAUCAGGAAUGAACAUUGAGCAAUGUACUUGUCAGAUCUUGAAAUAUCUAGAGAAACUUUGGGGUUCCCUUUCUUCCUCAGAUCUAUUGGAGCUACAGAAAGUGGCAUUUCUGCCUGUUGCAAAUGGAACACGCCUGGUGACUGCUAGUGCUCUUUUUGUGCGUUUGAUUAUCAAUUUAUCUCCAUUUGCUUUUGAGCUCCCUACAGUAUAUCUACCAUUUGUGAAGAUUUUAAAAGAUUUGGGUCUUCAGGAGACACUGACCCUUUCUUCUGCAAUGGAUCUUCUCCUAAAUCUUCAGAAAGCUUGUGGAUAUCAGCAUUUAAAUCCAAAUGAGCUACGGGCUGUGAUGGAAAUUUUGAAUUUUAUAUGUGAUCAGAUUAUUGAGGGAAACACACUCGAUAGGUCUAACUGGAAAUCUGAAGCCAUAGUUCCUGAUGAUGGCUGCAGGCUUGUUCAUUCAACAUCAUGUGUCUAUAUUGAUUCCUGUGGUUCUCGAUACAUCAAAUGUAUUGAUAUUUCCAAGAUAAGAUUUGUCCACCCAGACCUCUCUGAGCAAGUAUGUAGUGUGCUGGGCAUUAAAAAGUUGUCCGAAGUUGUUCUAGAGGAACUUGAUGAGAAUGAGCAGUUGCAGACUUUAGAUUCUGUGGGGUGCGUUUCACUAGUGACUAUCAAACAGAAAUUAUCAAGCACUUCGCUUCAGGUUGCUGUAUGGACCAUUGUUAACAGCAUGGGCUGUUACAUUCCUGCGGUUAACAACUUAGCUUUGGAUACAAUACAAUCCUUACUCAAAUCAACUGCAGAAAAUCUGCAAUUUGUUGCAAAUCUUAAAACGAGGUUUUUGCUCUUGCCCAAGUUAGUUGAUAUUACUCGUGUUGGUAAAGACUUUAUCAUACCAGACUGGAAGGGUGAAUCUGUACAUCAGACUCUUUAUUUUGUGAAAAAAUCAAAAACCCGUAUUCUAAUUGCAGAACCACCAGCUUAUGUAUCGAUUUUUGAUCUCAUUGCCAUUGUUGUCAGCCAGGUUUUAGGCUCUCCUACUGUAUUGCCUAUUGGACCUUUAUUUGUUUGUCCUGAAGGAUCUGAGAUUUCAGUUGUUAAUGCUUUAAACCUGUGCUUUGACAAGAAAGAAGUUGAAUCCGGAAGGGGAAGCAGUAAUUUGGUGGGAAAAGAAAUAUUGCCUCAAGAUGCUCGUCUUAUUCAGUUCCAUCCGUUGAGGCCUUUUUAUUCAGGUGAAAUAGUGGCUUGGCGUUCUCAAAAUGGAGAGAAGCUAAAAUAUGGCAAAGUUCCUGAGGAUGUCAGACCAUCAGCAGGCCAAGCUUUAUACAGAUUUAAGAUUGAAAUUGCUCCAGGCGUUACCCAAGUUCUACUUUCUUCUCAAGUUUUUUCAUUUAAAAGUAUAGCAGCAAGCAGUCCUCUGUCAGAAACCUUGGUAGGUGAUAGCCUUGUAGUAAGCAGUAACAGGCCUCAUGUUGAGGUUUCAGAGAGUGCGCAAAGGGGCAGAAGCAUCUCUCAGCCAACGAGAGAAGUCCAGCAUGGCAAAGUUUCAGCCGUAGAACUGGUGCAGGCGGUUAAUGAGAUACUCUCUGCUGCUGGAAUGAAUAUUGAUGUGGAGAAGCAGGCUUUACUUCAGAGAACAAUAGCUUUGCAAGAAAAUCUCAGAGAAUCUCAAGCAGCACUCCUAUUGGAGCAGGAAAGGGUUGAAGCGGCGACAAAAGAGGCUGAUACAGCAAAGGCAGCAUGGCUGUGUCGGGUUUGUCUGACUGCUGAAGUUAAUAUCACAAUAGUGCCUUGCGGUCAUGUGCUUUGUCAUAGAUGCUGUUCUGCAGUAUCAAAGUGUCCAUUUUGUAGGCUCCAGGUUACUAAAACCAUUCGAAUUUUCCGACCAUAGCAUCUUUGCUGCUUAGCUCCUGUCUCCCGUGGGUUUAUUUGUUUCUGUCAUGUAAAUGAUUCGACGGAAACAAACCUGCAAUGUAUAGACUAUAAUGGGAAUAAAAUUUAUUUGGAAUACA
Messenger RNA from Neltuma alba, 14401 nucleotides. RefSeq names its product sacsin. NCBI's taxonomy places the organism in Eukaryota, Viridiplantae, Streptophyta, Magnoliopsida, Fabales, Fabaceae. The transcript is spliced from 15 exons. The record is from RefSeq and is a predicted model, not a curated record. Gene Ontology annotation, molecular function: Hsp70 protein binding. The coding region runs from base 37 to 14280 and encodes 4747 amino acids.